Molecule: messenger RNA, 1124 nt
Organism: Solanum verrucosum
Lineage: Eukaryota; Viridiplantae; Streptophyta; Magnoliopsida; Solanales; Solanaceae
Product: arogenate dehydrogenase 1, chloroplastic-like
Exons: 7
Coding region: 1-825 (274 amino acids)
Biological process (GO): L-tyrosine biosynthetic process
Molecular function (GO): prephenate dehydrogenase (NADP+) activity; NAD+ binding; prephenate dehydrogenase (NAD+) activity
Source: RefSeq, a predicted model, not a curated record
AUGUCGUCGUCGUCUUCUUCUUCUUCUCAACCAAAAACUAUACGAAUCGGCAUAAUUGGAUUUGGUCCUUUCGCCCAGUUUCUGGCCAAAACUAUGAUGAAACAAGGCCAUUUGAUCAGAGUAACUUCAAGAUCAGAUUACUCAGAGCUCUGCACAAAUUUGGGUAUCUUGUUCUUCAGGGAUAUGGGUGCAUUUCUAGAAUCGGACAAUGAAGUUAUAAUGAUUAGCACGUCCAUCCUGUCUCUAUCACGAGUUGUGGAGUCCAUACCAUUCAAUUGUCUGAAGCGGCCUACACUUUUCGUUGAUGUGCUCUCUGUUAAAGAACACCCAAAAGAUGUCCUUUUGCGAAUAAUGCCCGAAGAGUGCGACUUGCUGUGUACACACCCAAUGUUUGGACCAGAAAGUGGUAAGGAUGGAUGGACAGACUUGACUUUUAUGUACGACAUGGUUCGAAUUAGAGAUCAACCCCUGUGUUCUAGCUUUCUGCACAUCUUCUCAAGUGAGGGUUGCAAAAUGCUGGAAAUGACUUGUGAAGAGCAUGAUAGAUUAGCUGCUCAAAGCCAAUUUCUUACUCACACAAUCGGCAGGAUCUUGUCGGAAAUGGAGGUUGAACCCACGCCAAUAGACACAAAGGGAUUUCAGAAACUUGUUCAAGUGAAGGAGAGCUCAGUUAAAGAUAGUUUUGAUCUGUUCAGUGGGCUAUUCAUCCACAAUAGGUUUGCCAGGCAACAGAUGAAAAAUUUAGAAGUAGCAUUGGAGAAAACUAAAGAGAAACUUCAAGAGAGAUCGAAGGAGCUGCAGGAUCCUGUCAUAUCGAAGUUCUAACAAAUGCUGAAGAAUACUAAUGAAUGGGAACUUCAUACUCACUUUCUUGGUCUUGUAAUAUUUCAUUGUUUGUAUUCUGUAAGAUGAUAAUUUGGUUGCAACUUUUACCAAGACACAUCACGAGGAAUCAAUCUAGGGUUCUAGACAAUUAGCUCUAAAAAUGAAAAGGACGUUGUUAAGAGUCGACAGUAAAAGUGUUCCAUUGCUUGUAUCACUUAUUAUUAAGAUGAUUUUUUGUUGUUCAACAUAUCAUUAAGAUGAUACCGAGAAAUUAAUUAAUUUUGACAAUUUACUCUAAA